CUUCUUUCUUCCCAAGAGAAUACGAGUAUAGAUUUUUCAGAUUCUAUAGUUGACCAAGAGGAUCAUAUUGUAGCUCUAUUUGAAGAUAAAAAAGAACAAAUAAAGUUAACACUCUCACAA
Molecule: messenger RNA, 120 nt
Organism: Racocetra persica
Lineage: Eukaryota; Fungi; Glomeromycota; Glomeromycetes; Diversisporales; Gigasporaceae
Source: the annotation of a GenBank genome assembly